Molecule: messenger RNA, 5913 nt
Organism: Zootoca vivipara (common lizard)
Lineage: Eukaryota; Metazoa; Chordata; Lepidosauria; Squamata; Lacertidae
Gene: PRAG1
Product: PEAK1 related, kinase-activating pseudokinase 1
Biological process (GO): protein phosphorylation
Molecular function (GO): protein kinase activity; ATP binding
Source: RefSeq, a predicted model, not a curated record
GAGUAAUACCCCUCCCCACCCUCUCACUAUAUAUAAGCAUCUGGUGACUUCUGUUUCAGUGUAUCUGAAGAAGUGUGCAUGCACACGAAAGCUCAUACCAAUGACAAACUUAGUUGGUCUCUAAGGUGCUGCUGGAAGGAUUUUUUUUAAUUUUGUUAUACCCUCCAAUAUUCCUCUGAUGAUAAUAGGGACGGUAAAGGGACCCCUGACCAUUAGGUCCAGUCACGGACGACUCUGGGGUUGCGGCGCUCAUCUCGCUUUACUGGCUGAGGGAGCCGGCAUACAGCUUCCGGGUCAUGUGGCCAGCAUGACUAAGCCGAUUCUGGAGAACCAGAGCAGCGCACGGAAAUGCCGGAGCGGUACCUAUUUCUCUACUUGCACUUUGACAUGCUUUCGAACUGCUAGGUGGGCAGGAGCAGGGACCGAGCAACGGGAGCUCAACCCAUUGCGGGGAUUCGAACCGCCGACCUUCUGAUCGGCAAGCCCUCGGCCCUGUGGUUUAGACCACAGCGCCACCCUCGUCCCUGAAAAUAGGGACACCCAGUGCCAUUUUUUAAGCAAAAGAGGUGCAGAAACACACCACGAACACCUCUCUUGUUCUCUUAGAAUGGCAAUGGCGCCUACCUAAGAGGUGCUGGGACUGAGUUCCUGUGAGUUCUGGCUGGAAAAAAUGCCCUGGAGAUGUCAUAUUCCAUACACUCCAAUGUUUCUCCAAUGAAAAUAGGGACAUCCUAAGGACAAACGGGACAUUCCAGGAUCAAAUCAGACCAGAAAAGCUUCUGUAAUCCAGGACUGUUACUGGAAAACAGGGACACUUGAAGGGCCUGGGCUGAGAUUAACACACAGUGUGUCUUUGUGUGAGUACUUAUAGUGCUCAUUAGUGAUAUAUCUGGUUACUGCUCGAUGUUUUUUAAGCCAUAGAGAAAUUGACUGACUUCUUUUUGUGGCAGACAGUGAUACGUAUGUUUGUCAAGUUCCUGUUUGAUUCAUGCUGAAACUAUUUCUUCCGCUGCCCAACCCAUUCCUAUGUGCUCUUUGCUUUUCCACUAUAUUUGCAAAGGCGGUGUGACCAGGUCAUAGAAUGAACCUCAUACCCCAGAUAUAUGAAACUUAUCUCCAGGUGGACAAUAGGCAUUGUAUAUUCUUCUAGGUACUUAUUGUUAAGGCCAUUGCUGUGGAAUGUGUAAAAAACAACAACAGCCUGAACACCUUGAAUACAGUCCAGAAAAAGUCAAGCACUUGGAGGUCCCAGUGAUCUCCGUGGAGAAGCAAAACACCUGCUUUAGUUUUCCCUGUUUUUCGGGAACAGUCUCUUAAGGGUCUUCCAGCUUGAGAUUUGUCGUUGGGAGAGGUAGCUCAGUUGCAUGGCAAGACAAAUUGUUAAGAGCCGCUACACGGAGUGCAAAAUGAACAGCGAAGCUCAACAUACAAGAUGCAGAGGGCAGUCCAAGUGAAGCAAGCGGGCUUGAAAAUGUCUGCGUGUAGUGAUUUUGUGGAACACAUCUGGAAGCCGGGCUCUUGCAAAAACUGCUUCUGCCCCAGACACUUCCACCAGCUGCAGGCGCCGCCCCUGGACCUGGGGGUUAGCUGUGGCCUCUUGCAGGAUCUGAAUGGAACCAGAGCCAAAGCUGAGCCCACGGCUCUGGAGGAUGACGGAGUAGUUUCCUUGCCUUACUCCAAGCCAACAAUUGCCGUAAAACCGACGAUGAUAAACUCGGAUGUUGCCGAUGUGUGGGCGGAUGGGAAUCUGAGUGCUGAUAUCCCACAGGUCAACAAGAGAAUGCCACCCAGAAAUCUUGCCUUGAUGAAAUCUGGAGAAGAACAAAGAGUGUGUAUCGACAAAUUCAGCAACAACAUCAUCAUAAGGAAGCCUGUCAUUCAGAAUACUCCAAGUGAUUGUACUUUGCACAGUCCUGCUGGCUCCUCCAGUCUUGAAAGCAGUGCAGCGAGAAAUGUCGCCUUCAGUAAUGUGGCAUUUCUGAAUGAUAUGGGUGAACGGGAGAAUGGAAAUGAAGUGGGCAGCAAGGAGAAGUUAUCCUUGCCAUAUCUGGGCUUCUGCCACAAUUCAUCCUUUUUGAGUGACAGAUGUGUUGGCUCUGCUGUGGACCCCGUAAGAUACUCUCCCAUCCACCAAAGAGAGGAAGCAUCCCUUUCAGAGAGAGCUGGUAUGUUCAAUUCUUCUGAUUUAGAAAGUGAAGGUGGGGAGUACUGCUCCAUCACAGACUAUUGCAAAGAGGCACCUGUCCGCCAGGGAUUUGACAGCACCAAAACCAAAGAGGUGUGGCAUGAAAACCCUGUUUCAAAACUUCAGGGGCCAGAGGCUGUGACAGAUGCAAGAACCGAGCCUGUAGUCAUGAGUUUCAGUGAAGGGGAAAGCCGAGCCUUGAAUUCAGACUUUCAAAGGGAGGAGAAGCAUCCGCCGCACAGUUACGUAUACAACCACUUAUGUACCGAAAUGGACACAUUAGCAUUUCCCUCAGAUACUGGCAGUGGCCCCUGUGGUUCACCCAAGGGCAAUUAUUGCUGUCCUUUGGUUAGAGAAUCAGAUCAGACUGUAGGCAAGCGUAUAGAAAAUGCAAGCAAUUCCGCAGAGCAACAUCUUUCCUCUGAAGUGGCCUCUCAAAACGAGCCUAUCUAUGCCGAGAGCACGAAGAGGAAAAAGACGCCGCUAAAUAAUGCCAACACACAUGCAAGGAGUGAGCCCUUGGCUUAUAGCCCCUGUAAAGAUAAGCAAGAUGGCCUCUGGAGAGGGAAGGCUCUCCACUUGGACUGCGAAAGAGAGUUCCAAGAAUCUGUCACGCAGGUACCAGCGACUAUUACCAUUGUGGCGGCCCACACAGAAGAUGACAACCGGACUAUCUUUCUUAGCAGUCCAGACUCAGCUGUAGGGGUCCAGUGGCCAAGUCCUAGCCCAACCUCUAAUUCAGAUGCUAGGAAAACAUCCCCUUUCUCCGAAUACAGAGAAAUGUCGCAAGCAAGCAGCGAGAUGAGCCCAGUGGAAAAUGGCCCAGGUCUUCAGUCCCAAACAACUAGCAGAAAUGGGAUUGGCGAGACUCCUGCUAUCCCCCCAAAACUGUCCAAAGGAGAGGGGCCUUUCACACAGCCUGCAAGUUCUUUUGUGGCAGAAACUUGUGAUAACAACGGCCAUCGGGGUCUUGACAUUCCAAAGAACAGCGCAGAUAGCACAAUCUUUGAGCCCGCAUCGUCCGUAUGCCCUCAUGUGAACAAAAUCUCUCCAGAGGAGUCGAACAAAGGUUCAGCGCCCUUGAGCUCUGAGAGGAGGCAGAAGUACUACAAUCUCUCCUGGAGCAGGCAGUGCAGGAUAGAGGAAGAAGAGGAAGAAGAGCAGGGAUUCUUGAAAAGCACACCAGAGACAGAAACGGAGAACCGGGCAAGCAGUCCCUCAAGUAUUUCUGAUUGCCAUCAGGGGGGGAAACACUCUGUCCAGGAGAACAAGAUUGCAGGAAUGAGCAAAUCAGCAUCUUUUGCCUUCGAGUUCCCUAGAGACAGGAAUGGAAUUGAGGAAUUUGCACCACCUCCUCCACCUCCAAAGAAACAAUCAAGGCAUUUUCUAAAAAUGAACAGAAGCAAUUCUGAGUUGGAGAAGCUGAGCAGUGAUUCUACAGAAAACCUCAGUCCUGCUUUCCAGGGAAUCCACGUCACUUUCACCGCUGGCUCCACGGACAGUUUGAAUUUGGACACAAAUGCAUUCAGCAAUGGAGGACAGCCGUGCAGAACGAGCCUCCGCUCACCCACCCGUACUGGGAAGCCGACCUUUCCUUCAACUCACUUCCCCGCAUGUCCCAGCAAAGACAGGCCUCACUGCAAACCUUUACAGCCGCCUCCUCUGCCGCAAAAGAAAACCGUCAGCCGAGCUGUUUCUUCGCCAGAUGGCUUUUACUGGGGCCCGGCUUCCCCAGCUAGAGCUUCGGGUCCCCCGAGCCCCAAACUGAACUUCAGUCAGUCGGAAAGUAACGUCUGCAUCCGCGAGGAGUCUCCGUUUGGCUCCAGCUUGGGAAUUAACCGCCAGACCUUUUCUUCUUCUGAGUCACUGGAGAAAGCCUUCAGAGGUUCCCAUUCCCCAUAUCCCUGCCCUGCUAAGAAUGGCGGCGCCUGCUGUAGCCAGAGCAAAAACUUGCCGCCUCGUUCCUCCUCCCAGCACAGCAUGUCCACCACGGUUUCCUCAGGUUCUAGCUUUCAGCUCCACAACCUCCUCAGCAAUAUUGACAACAAAGAGGGGGUGUACGCCAAGCUAGGCGGCCUGUAUGCGGAAUCCUUGCGCCGCCUCGUUUCUAAGUGCGAGGACUGUUUCAUGCGCGACCAGAAGAGCGAGCUGCAUUUCAGCGAGAACAACUGGUCCCUCUUCAAACUGACGUGCAACAAGCCUUGCUGUGAUUCAGGGGACGCAAUAUAUUAUUGUGCCACCUGCUCCAAGGAUCCCUCCAGCACCUAUGCCGUGAAGAUAUGCAAAACUCAAGACACGAAAGCUGCAACGUCCUGCUGCAGCCCUUCCGUCCCGGUCCACUUCAAUAUCCAGCAGGACUGUGGGCAUUUUGUUGCCACGGUGCCCUCCAGCAUGCUGAAAAACGCUUCCGCCGAUGGCCAAGGCCCCUCCCGCGCCGCCGCCGAGCAAGACUGCGUGGUCGUCAUCACCCGCGAGGUCCCGCACCAGACUGCCGCUGACUUUGUGAGGGGUUCCGGCCCUUUCCACAAAGCGAAGCCGGAGCUGUACGAGAGGCGUGUGUGUUUCCUGCUCCUGCAGCUCUGCAACGGGCUGGAGCACCUCAAGGAGUACAGCGUCAUCCACAGAGACCUUUGCCUCGAGAACCUGCUGCUGGUCCACUGCAGACCUCCGCCCAACUGCAGCAAAAGCAGAGAGGACAAACAUCUGCCGCGGCUCAUCAUCAGCAACUUUUUGAAAGCCAAGCAGAAGCCGGGCGCCGCCGAGUCCAAAGCGAAAAAGAACCAGGCUCGCUUGGCCCCGGAGAUCGUCUCUGCCUCCCAGUACAAAAAAUUCGACGAGUUCCAAACCGGCAUCCUCAUCUACGAGCUUCUGCACCAGCCCAACCCCUUCGAAGUGGGAGCCCACCUCCGGGAGCAGGAGUACAGCCAGGGCGACCUUCCCCCACUGCCCCACCUCUCCAUUUAUUCUCGGGGGCUCCAGCAGUUGGCUCACUUGCUGCUGGAAGCAGACCCCAUCAAACGCAUCCGCAUCGCGGAGGCCAAGCAGAUCCUGCAGUGCCUGCUGUGGGGUCCCCGGAAAGACUUGACGGAUCAGCCUCUUAACCACGAGGAAGCGCUUCGCAACUGGGUCGACAUGAAGCGGGCGUUGCUCAUGAUGAAGUUUGCCGAGAGGGCAGUGGACGCAGAGCGCAGCGUUGAGCUGGAGGACUGGCUCUGCUGCCAGUAUUUAGCCGCCGCGGAUCCACCGUCUCUCUGCAAGUCGCUGAAACAUCUCCAGCUCCUUUGAUUCCCCAUAGCGUGUGAAAAGGGUGUCGUUAGUUCUAAGGGCAAUGGAGGAAGCGCUUUUCCUUACACAGAAAAUGGCACACACCUCCCAAUCCCCUUUAUGGAAUUGAUAAUUGUGUGAAACAGACCAUAUUUCAUACACAAACACAACGCAGAGAUCAAAACCUAUGUACAUUUUGGGAUAAAUACCAUUUAUUGUAAACAGUGUUGUAAACAGACAAUACUGCUGCAUUCCACCACCAAGUGUAUUGCUUCUUGGGUUAUUCUUGGAGGUAAAUUAAAGAAAAAAGAAGAUAUGUGUAUUUCCUAAAUGGGAGGACGGUUUCAUUCUUGUCAGAUUUUGUUGUUUUACUUUUCCUAGUGAAUGUGCUCAGUCUUGGGGCAGAGGCUUAUUCGCUGUGAAAUAUCCUAAUAUAUUUUCUAUUAAAAAACCCAGCAAUGUUC